Apiotrichum porosum is the source of this 480-nucleotide messenger RNA. RefSeq lists its product as uncharacterized. Gene Ontology annotation, cellular component: endoplasmic reticulum membrane; COPII-coated ER to Golgi transport vesicle. The coding region runs from base 1 to 480 and encodes 159 amino acids. The record is from RefSeq and is a predicted model, not a curated record. Gene Ontology annotation, biological process: endoplasmic reticulum to Golgi vesicle-mediated transport. The transcript is spliced from 7 exons. NCBI's taxonomy places the organism in Eukaryota, Fungi, Basidiomycota, Tremellomycetes, Trichosporonales, Trichosporonaceae.
AUGGGCGGCGAAGGCUGGCUGUUCCUCUUCGCGGUCAUUAUGGCCGCGGUUCUCCUGUUCACUAUGGUCUUCUUUGUGAGUUUGGACACUGGCGGGGCAAAACCGGACCCCGCGACGCGACGCGUUGCUGACGGCCAGAUCAUCAUGUUCUCGGACCUUGAGUGUGACUACAUCAACCCUAUCGACCUCUGCAACAAGCUCAAUCAAUUUGUACUCCCCGAGAUGAUCGCCCACGCCUUCCUUACCCUCCUCUUCUUGCUGUCUGGACAGUGGCUGGCGUUCCUCCUCAACGCCCCUCUUGUCGGUUACAAUGUCAACAAGAUCAUGGGCAAGAACCACAUGUACGACGCGACUGAGAUCUUCCGCACGCUGUCGGGUCACAAGAAGGAGAGCUUUAUCAAGCUCGGUUUCUUCCUUGUGUCCUUCUUCUACUACCUCUACCGCAUGAUCCUUGCGCUCAUCUCGGCAGAGAGCGACUAA